Messenger RNA from Rhineura floridana, 5043 nucleotides. RefSeq names its product hexokinase-2-like. The transcript is spliced from 18 exons. NCBI's taxonomy places the organism in Eukaryota, Metazoa, Chordata, Lepidosauria, Squamata, Rhineuridae. Gene Ontology annotation, cellular component: mitochondrion; cytosol. The coding region runs from base 119 to 3070 and encodes 983 amino acids. Gene Ontology annotation, biological process: intracellular glucose homeostasis; glucose 6-phosphate metabolic process; glycolytic process. The record is from RefSeq and is a predicted model, not a curated record. Gene Ontology annotation, molecular function: glucokinase activity; fructokinase activity; mannokinase activity.
CGGAGUGGGGAAGGCAAAGCCCUCUGCACGCGCUCAGAGAUGCUGCCUUCGUGGGCCGUCCGGAGCUGCUUCCUGCUGUGCUGCCGAGAUUGAGGCGCACACCCUCCAGCCGGGGCCAAUGGGAGGCGCUGGGUUGGGCGCGUCACGCGGGAUCCGGUGGGGAGGAUGGCAUCGCCGGCGAAGCUGCAGACGCUACUUUGUUCCAGCGCCGGAUAGCCGAGCAGCGGGGCCGCCCAUCGUGCAGCCGCGUCCCGCGCCGUCCUUGAUCCCCCCGCACCCCGUCUCGGGGCUCCGCGGCCCCCGGUGUCCAGGCACCAUGAUCGCCUCCCACUUGCUGGCUUACUUUUUCACCGAGCUCAACCACAACCAAGCGCAGCGGAUUGACAAGUACCUCUAUCACAUGCGGCUUUCAGAUGAGACCCUCCAGGAGAUCUCCAAUCGGUUCCGGAAAGACAUGGAGAAGGGCCUUGGGAAAGAUACCAACCCUACAGCCUCUGUGAAAAUGUUGCCUACGUUUGUGAGGUCCACCCCUGAUGGAACAGAGGAAGGCGAUUUCUUGGCCUUAGACCUUGGUGGCACAAACUUCCGGGUGCUGAGAGUCAAGGUUGCUGAUAAUGGCAGCAAGAAAGUAGAAAUUGAGAACCAGAUCUAUGCGAUUCCAGAAGAUCUGAAGAGGGGAAGUGGAGUGCAGCUCUUUGACCACAUCGCCGAAUGUUUAUCUAAUUUCCUGGAACAGCUGCAGAUGAGGGAUCAGAAACUACCUCUGGGCUUCACCUUCUCCUUUCCUUGCCGCCAGACCAAACUGGACGAGAGCAUCCUUGUUACAUGGACCAAAGGAUUUAAGUGCAGCGGCAUGGAAGGGCGGGAUGUGGUGUCCCUGCUACGGGAAGCCAUAAAAAGACGAGGGGACUUUGAUAUCGAUGUUGUUGCUGUGGUGAAUGACACCGUUGGAACGAUGAUGACCUGUGGCUACGAUGAUCACAACUGUGAAGUUGGACUUAUUGUCGGUACUGGUUCCAAUGCUUGUUACAUGGAGGACAUGCGCCACAUUGACUUAGUGGAUGGCGAUGAGGGGCGCAUGUGCAUCAACAUGGAGUGGGGAGCCUUUGGAGACGAUGGGGCCUUGAAUGAUAUCAGGACCGAGUUUGACCAGGAUAUUGACAUGGGCUCGCUGAACCCGGGAAAGCAACUGUUUGAGAAAAUGAUCAGCGGCAUGUACAUGGGCGAACUGGUCAGGCUCAUCCUGGUGAAGAUGGCCAAGGAAAAGCUUCUCUUCAGUGGAAGGCUCACCUCAGACUUGUUGACGACGGGACACUUUGAGACCAGAGAUGUGUCUGCCAUUGAAAAGGAGAACGGAGGCCUGCUGAAAGCCCAGGAGAUCCUGACCAAGCUGGGCCUGGAGCCGUCCCACGAAGAUUGUGUGGCCACCCAGCGUGUCUGCGAGAUUGUCUCCACCCGCUCGGCCAACCUCUGUGGCACUGCCCUGGCCGCUGUGCUGCGCCGCAUCAAGGAGAACAAGGGAGUAGAGAGGCUGCACUCCACCGUUGGGGUGGAUGGGACUGUGUACAAGAAGCACCCUCAUUUUGCCCGUCGCCUUCAGAAGAUGGUGCGUCGCCUCCUGCCUGAUUGUGACAUCAGAUUCAUCCGGUCCGAGGACGGGAGUGGCAAAGGGGCUGCCAUGGUCACUGCGGUGGCUUAUCGGCUAAAAGCCCAAGCCAAAGCCCGUCAGGACAUCUUGGAACCUCUGAGGCUCAGCCAUGCGCAGCUGUUGGAGGUGAAGAAGAGGAUGAGGGAGGAGAUGGAGCGGGGCUUGUCCCAAGAGACCCACAGCGAGGCCACCGUGAAGAUGCUGCCCACUUACGUCUGCUCCACUCCAGAUGGGACAGAAAAGGGAGAGUUCCUGGCCUUGGAUCUCGGGGGCACAAACUUCCGUGUGCUGCUUGUGCGUAUACGAAAUGGGAUGCGGCGAAGUGUGGAGGUGCACAACAAGAUCUACUCGAUCCCCCAGGAGGCCAUGCAGGGGCCAGGAGACGAACUCUUUGAUCACAUUGUCCACUGCAUUGCUGACUUCUUGGAGUACAUGGGGAUGAAGGGGGUGUCGCUUCCCCUCGGAUUCACCUUCUCUUUCCCUUGCCAGCAGAUCAGCCUGGAUAAGGGGAUUCUGUUGAAAUGGACCAAAGGUUUCAGUGCUUCUGGGUGUGAAGGUAAAGAUGUGGUUGGCUUGCUGAAAGAGGCCAUUCACCGGAGAGAGGAGUUUGACCUGGAUGUGGUCGCCUUGGUGAAUGACACUGUGGGCACUAUGAUGACUUGUGGGUACGAAGACCCUUCUUGCGAAGUGGGGCUCAUUGUUGGGACGGGCACGAAUGUCUGCUACAUGGAGGAGAUGAAGAACAUAGAGCUGGUGAAGGGCGGCGAGGGCAGGAUGUCCGUUAACAUGGAGUGGGGGGCCUUUGGCGACAGUGGCUGCUUGGAUGAUUUUCGGACGGAGUUUGAUGUUGCGGUGGAUGAGCAUUCUCUCAACCCUGGGAAGCAAACGUUCGAGAAAAUGAUCAGCGGCAUGUACUUGGGCGAGAUCGUCCAGAAUAUCCUGAUCAAUUUCACCAAGCGAGGGCUGCUCUUCCGCGGACGCAUCUCGGAGAGGCUUAAAAAAAAAGGAAUCUUUGAGACAAAGUUUUUGUCUCAGAUUGAGAGUGACCGCCUUGCCUUGCUGCAAGUCCGUUCCAUCCUCCAGCAGCUUGGCCUAGAGAGCACGUGUGAUGACAGCAUAAUAGUGAAAGAAGUCUGCAUUGAGAUAGCUCAGCGUGCUGCUCGGCUCUGUGGGGCAGGAAUGGCUGCUGUGGUAGACAAAAUCCGGGAGAACCGUGGCCUGGACUUCCUCAAGGUCACCGUCGGCGUGGACGGGACCCUCUACAAAUUCCAUCCUCACUUCUCCACAGUCAUGCACGAGACAGUGAAGCUGCUUUCGCCCAAGUGUGAGGUGACCUUCCUCCAGUCUGAAGAUGGCAGCGGCAAGGGUGCAGCGCUCAUUGCUGCCGUGGCGUGCCGGAUCCGGGAGGCAGGCCAGCACUAAACGGAUGGGGCACCAGAGCCGGGUCCAGCCAACCCACAGCCAUGCAUAUCCCUUGCUCUUCCUGAGCCUCCUCAUCACCACUGGCCAAAUCCCCGCUUUGCUUUUUCUCUGACGGUGCCACUCCUGAGACCCAAGGCCUUGUGUCUCCUGGACCAGAAGUAUUCCUUGAACUCCUCUGCACGCUAUGCACGCGCAUAUCAAGUGAAGCCUCAAGUGGUGUUUGAGUGUCUCUCUCUCGCAUGCAGUAUUGGGGCCAGAUGGCCUCCUCCACCACCCCAAUCUGUGUCUUCUGUAGAAAAGGUGAGCAGCUAAGAGACCUGCAUUGCCACGUUGCAGCCAGUGGUACCGGUCUUCCUUAUCCGUGCCUGAACUUUAGGAUCAGCGUAAGAAGAAGCCAAUCCUCUCUGAAUAUUGGGCUGAAAUAUGAAAUGGAAUAUUGGGAUGAAAUAUUUCUGUUCCAAAAAAAGCCACAGCCCCUCUUUAUUUAAAAAAGCACAGGGUAGACCUGGACCGGAAUGUCUGUGAAAGGAUAUCAAGUUUCCGUACAAGGAGUUCGGGAGCAUCCUGCCAUUAAAAAUACCUAUAUUAAGGUGGCUCAUUAAGUGCCUGGGAAUAUUUGGUGUCUUGUGGUAGAGUCCUGUAUUCCAGCUGGCCCCUUCCCCAUUAGAUUUAGGUCUUUGUUGAUGGUGUGAGGGGGGGCCUGUGCAUCUGGGUGUUUGGCGGCUUGUGUUGUGUUUCCUCUGCCCUCUGUUGCUUCUGUAAAUAGAACUAUCACCAAACAGAAGCCUGUUUACUCCUCCCUGUCCCCCCCCCCCAAAAAAAAGUUUUGCAAUGCACUAUAUUUUUAUCUGGGUUUGGGGGAUAAUUUAAUAUUUUAUCUCUGAAAAUAGCACCUUCACCUUACCUCGCAACUGGCUUGAUGCUUUAUAGCAAACGUCUUGCAAACUGUGUGUCUCUGUCUGUAUAUAGUAUUGAAAAGAAAAACAGAUCUUGUCUGUGUAAUAGUGAAGAGUGUUUCAGGAAGAAAAAGGACUUUUGUAAAAUGAAAAUGUUUCUGGGAAUGGGGGUGGGGUUUUUUGGUGGGGGAACAAUAGGACAAAAAACUCCCAAGAAGAAAUAUUCAACAGAGUUGAUCAUUUAGGGACUGAUCAGUGGAAUCUGUGAAUGGGAAGGCUGUGUGCUAGCGAAAGGGGGGAACUGGCUACGUUCUCAUCACCACUGCUGGAAUUUGCCACUUGCGCACACCACUUUGGGCGCAGUCCUCCAAACACUGUUGCUGUGCAGCCUUUGGUCUUUUCCAGAGCAUCUGUGCAGGAACCUUGCGCAAGCUCUGUUGCAAUGAAUAGAGGCUGUGCAGCUGUGAUGUUUCGACUAGCUGCUUACUCUUAAUCAGUGAAAGUCCUGCUAGCAUCAGGGGAAGAGGGUAAGGCCUGAAGAUGUCUUGGAAGGGUAACACUGAAUCAUUGCAAAAUGAAACACAGUUUCUGUGUGGAAAUUCCUCUGCUAUCUGCAGGUCUGUUUCACUUUGGGCCGUAUAUGUUUCAGACUUGAGUUUUAAUCAACUAGAAUUUUGAUUUCUAGUUUCUGGAAGAUCAAGGUCUGGGCCUAGUUAUUUUCUUCCCAGCCUCUGCUACUGUGGAAAUUCAGGGAUAUACACAAUCUAAGCAUGCUAGGAGUCCACAGUGGCCAAGUUUCACCUUGUAGCCAUAGAGAUGGCUCCACGCUAUAUUUACUCCAAACUUCGUUUUAACAUUCUGUCUCUCUCUUUUUCCAAAUCUAUCUUAAUUAGCAGCUUCGAAGGCCAUUACUAAACCCUUUUGUUUUGCUUCCAAUUGCUCAUCAAUUUGUUUGGUUGUUAAAAGGAAAUAUAUGAUGUUCUAAUGGAAAAUUGCUGCACUGGGAGAACAUGUGGUUCCUGAACUGCUAACCAGUUAGUUUCUAUUAAAAUAAAGAACAAAUAUUUUUGGUAUCUA